UCUUUGGCACAGCCAGCCGCGUCCAGCCUGCCUGAGGACAGUCAGCUCCCAGUGGAAGAUGGCGGUGGGGAUGCUGUCUGGGGCUGGAGCACAGUGCUGGAUUUGCACAAAAAGCGAACCCGGAUGGAUAUAAAGGAAAACAUGAACAUAUCCCUAUCUCUUCUCCUCGAGGUCUGGACUCUUUUGGGGUUGUUUCGCUAGAGUCUGCUGCCUUUUUUUCUGGCAGAAAGCCGGGCUUCUUGUCGGGGAUUCUCAGACUAUACAUUGAUAGCUCGGCGCAUAGACAGACAGACAGGGUGGGAGUGAAAAGUGGACGAAAAUGUCGGAUUCAAAGGUAAAAGUUGCAGUGAGAGUCCGGCCCAUGAACCGCAGGGAAAUUGAACUGAAUACAAAAUGUGUCGUGGACAUGGAGGACAACCAAACAGUGCUGCACCCACCACCUUCUAAUGCAAAAGGAGACAACAGAAAACAAUCCAAGGUAUGUACGUUUCAUCUGUUUCUGCUGCUGCAAAAAAUAACUGUCCAGCAUCGACAGAGCUAA
Messenger RNA from Centropristis striata (black sea bass), 541 nucleotides. RefSeq names its product kinesin-like protein KIF13A. Gene Ontology annotation, biological process: microtubule-based movement. The record is from RefSeq and is a predicted model, not a curated record. NCBI's taxonomy places the organism in Eukaryota, Metazoa, Chordata, Actinopteri, Perciformes, Serranidae. Bases 320 to 541 code for a protein of 73 amino acids. The transcript is spliced from 3 exons. Gene Ontology annotation, molecular function: microtubule motor activity; microtubule binding; ATP binding.